Messenger RNA from Monoraphidium neglectum, 924 nucleotides. RefSeq lists its product as hypothetical. The coding region runs from base 1 to 924 and encodes 307 amino acids. The record is from RefSeq and is a predicted model, not a curated record. The transcript has 9 exons. NCBI's taxonomy places the organism in Eukaryota, Viridiplantae, Chlorophyta, Chlorophyceae, Sphaeropleales, Selenastraceae. Gene Ontology annotation, molecular function: RNA binding.
AUGGACGCGGGUGCUGCAGCGGGCUAUGGUCCCUACGGACCGUCCAUGGGCCAAGGCAUGCACGACACUAGCGGUUACAGCACAGUGGCUGAUGCAGCUAUGCUUGCGGAGAGCCUUGAGAGCAUGGUGCUAGGCCCGGGUGGGCCGCAGAUGCUGCAAGGCAUUGGGCCGGCGGGUUACUACACGCCGGCCGGGUUCGCCGGCCACCCCGCUGCGGCUGCAGCCUAUGGCUACGCUUUGCAGCCGCAACAUGUGCCACAGCAGGACCUUGGCCGGGCCAAUAGCGACCGCGGGCCACGGCCUGGGCGCAGCAGGGGCGGCGCACCCAACGGCGGCGCGCCUGGCGGCCCGCAGCAGGGCGAGCGGCGUGGCGGGGGCGGGGGCGGCACGGGCGGCGGCGGCGGCGGGGGCGGCGGCAGCGGGGCUGCGAAUGGUACUGGGGGCGGCCGGAAAAAGCGCACGCAGCGGGGGCUAGAGGUCAAUGUGCGACGGACAGUGUACAUCAGCUACAUUGACCAGCAGGUGACCGAGGAGUCGCUGGCCAACUUCUUCGCGGACUGCGGCACAGUCAUGGACUGCCGCAUAUGCGGGGACCCCAACAGCGCCAUGCGCUUCGCCUUCAUUGAGUUUGCGGAGGACGCAGCUGCGCAGAAGGCGCUGAGCAAGACGGGGUCCGUGCUGGGGAGCAGCCCGCUGCGCGUGCUGCCGUCUAAGACGGCCAUCGUGCCGGUGAACAAAGAGUUGAUGCCCCGCACUAACGACGAGCUGGAGCGCUGCAGCAGGACUGUGUACGUCGCAAACAUCGAUAAGAAAGUGGACAAGGAGGACGUGAGGAGCUUCUUCGAGCAGCUGUGCGAGUUCUUCCAGGCGGAGGGCGCCAUGGCCGCGCUCAACUGCAGCGGCGCGCUGCUGGGUGAGGGGUAG